Molecule: messenger RNA, 354 nt
Organism: Aspergillus caelatus
Lineage: Eukaryota; Fungi; Ascomycota; Eurotiomycetes; Eurotiales; Aspergillaceae
Exons: 2
Coding region: 1-354 (117 amino acids)
Source: RefSeq, a predicted model, not a curated record
AUGAAAGUCUCGCUAGCACUAGCGUCCAUCUCUCUCGUGGCAUCAUCACUUGCAGUACCUUUUACUCGAGAAAUCCCUGGUGCGAAGAGGAUUGAACGCCGUGAUGAUAAUACCGGCGAUGCCACCGUCGACAAAGCCGGCGUUUGGGCGGGCCCGUGGGUCUGGAAACGUGACGAAAAUUCAGCCGAUGCAACUGUUGACAAGGCCGGCGUGUGGGCCGGUCCAUGGGUCUGGAAGCGCAAUACGAAGGCCACUGAUACCAGCGCCUAUUCGCACAACCCAGCUUCGGGUACAAGGGAAUUGAUUCGAAUUAUCGAUACGCCGGACUGGAGCACACUGGAGAUCGGUGUCUAA